Synchytrium microbalum is the source of this 747-nucleotide messenger RNA. RefSeq lists its product as uncharacterized. The transcript has 6 exons. The record is from RefSeq and is a predicted model, not a curated record. Lineage: Eukaryota; Fungi; Chytridiomycota; Chytridiomycetes; Synchytriales; Synchytriaceae. The coding region runs from base 1 to 747 and encodes 248 amino acids.
AUGACACCAACAGAACCUCAUAAAGCAUACAAUCCCAAAGAAGAAACCAUGUUGUCUAAGAUCUUUGUCACGUUGUUAGCAGCGUCAUCUGCAAUCGUCUCUGUUGCUGCUGACGCCAAAUACUAUGGCGAUGACGGCUACUACAGGGACGGCUACUACAAGGACGACGGCUACUACAAGGACGACUACUACAGUUCACCAAAAGUCGUCGAAAAGGAGGUCAUCAUUGAGAAAUUCUUGCCUCACGAACGUGUUGAACACUAUGGCCCAUACGUUGACGUCUUGGAAAAGGAAGAAUUCUUCAAGAGCAUGAAGUACCCAGAAGUCAUCUACCCCAAGGUUUCUCAAAGAGAAGAAUUGUCAGAAGGACAUCUUGAUGUUCACUACCUCGAAAAGUACCCUCCAAAACCACAAGGAGCUAUCAUCUUCCCUUCUGAAUUUGCUAAAUACGAAACUCACGCUGAAGGCCCACAUGUUCCCCACUUUAAGCCACGAAAGAUCUACGCGGACGUCUUUGAAAAGCAAUUCGUAUGCCCCAAGUUCGAAAAGGUCGUCUACGUCACUAUUCCUGGCAAGUGUACUUGUGAACCAAUCAACGUACACCCAAAGAUCAUCAAGGCUCCUCACUUUGAUGGCAAGCACAUUGGUGGUCACGAUGAUUACUUCGGUCACGACGAUGAAGUCACCAUCAAAGAAUUCAAGGAAGUCAAAAUCAUCAAGGAAGAUGACCACAAGAAAUGGUGGUAG